AUGAUUGAUGUCAGUUUAGAGAUACCAAAAUCUUAAGGUGAUUUUGAAUGGGUUUAAGCUUAGAUUUUGUCAGUAGGAAAUGAUGAAAUUCUUGAACUAAACUUUAUCUACGAUAAAUGGCAACAAUAAAAAAGGUUUAGCAUGUGGUCUGUCAAAAUUGAGUAGUUUGGAAUACAUACAAAAGAUUUAUAUGAAUAAAGAGAUAAGGUUCAAAUAAUGAUGCAAUUUGAUAUAAAUGACAUUAUGAUUUGGUAUAGAUCAAUCAUUUUAGGCAUCUAAGAAAGAUAGGAAUAUAAUAGUGGAAUUAUUAUUAAAAUGGCUUUUAUUGGAUAUAGAGUAUACUGUGAGUAAGGGAAUAAAGAUGAUGAAAUGGGAUCAUUCGUCGGUUGGUCAUCUAAAUUUGAUGAAUGGAUUCCACUAAAUUCUUUACGUAUUAGGCCAUUGCUUACAUAAACCUUGAAAUAAAGAUUAUAAUAUGAAAAAGAAACUUUCAUUUUACCGAAUUCAGCAUUACAAUCACUGGAGAAUGUAAAAUAUAUUGUUUAAAGUGGAAUAGAUAUCGAUGAAACUACAGGUUUAAAUGAAUCAACCCUAUUUAUUGCAUGCUAAUUAGGUAGAUAUGAUAUAGUUGAAUAUUUAAUUUCACUUAAAGCUGAUAUAAAUAAGAGAACUUACUACUAUAUUUCACCUUUGAUUGCAGCUAUCUAAGGGGAGCAUUUCGAUAUUGUUAGAUUAUUGGUAGAGAAUGGUGCAGAUGUAAAUUUGAAUAAUAAUAAUAUCUAUGCUUCAUAGAAAAUAAAAUAAUUGCAAAAAAUGUUAUAGCUGUUGAUUUAUGAUAUUCAAGAAUUUAAAAGAAUUAAGGAUAUUUUAAAUCAUCUUGAUGGAAAAUAUUUGCCAGAUAAAAUCGAAGCCUCUUAUAAUAAGAUAAAUAAGAAUAUAUUCCGCAAAGUUAUCACUGAGUAUAUUUGA
Molecule: messenger RNA, 969 nt
Organism: Stylonychia lemnae
Lineage: Eukaryota; Ciliophora; Spirotrichea; Sporadotrichida; Oxytrichidae
Source: the annotation of a GenBank genome assembly